Chaetomium globosum CBS 148.51 is the source of this 3723-nucleotide messenger RNA. RefSeq lists its product as uncharacterized. The record is from RefSeq and is a predicted model, not a curated record. Lineage: Eukaryota; Fungi; Ascomycota; Sordariomycetes; Sordariales; Chaetomiaceae. The coding region runs from base 1 to 3723 and encodes 1240 amino acids. The transcript has 4 exons.
AUGCCGCCCAUCCGGUGGUGUCAUGGCGGCGAUGUCAUUGAAGCAAUCUGCCAAUCUGCCAAUCUGCCCGAAACGGCGCGGGCCGGUUUCCAUGGUGGGACUCGGGCCCCUGGGUCGGGUCCGGAGAUGAGCAAAUCAACCAGAAAGAACCCGGUUGAUGGUGGUAUGGUAGCAGGGCUGCUAGGCGGUGGGCUGCAGGCGGCUAGUGAGAUGGAAGCGGGGCAACCGCUGUCAGUGUGGCCGCAGGGAUGUGCCAGCCUUGGGUCUGGCGAGGGGAGGGGCUCCACAUCCGGCACCCACCGCUGCCGGAUGGGGUGCUGCCUCAAGGCGCAGCAGUUGCUAGACCCCGUGCAGGGCUUGAACCUCUCCGAAUCCGACCGGAAUCCGUCUAAAGCAUCCUUGUUCCAAAGCCAGUUUAGGCUGCCGUCAUCUCAACACCCUCUCUAUGAGAUAACGGCCGAGCUCACCAUCCCGCCCGCGAAUGCGACACAAGGCGACCGAGACCGGGACCGGGGCCAUCAGUACGCCGGCAAGCUCCAUCUCUCCGAAGCCUUCCUCUGCUUCUCCACCACACCUUUGCACUCUCAAUAUCGACUUGGAAUGGUCUAUUGCCAGGAUGCCGCUAAGGAGAAGGAUAAGAAGGAGCUCAGGGAACAACGCGUGACGCUGCAGCUUGCCGGCAAUCGACAAGCCUGCGAACGUUUCUGCGAUGGGCUCAAGAAAGGGCUGCGAGCAAAUGUCGGCAUGGUGGCCAAGCUGAAGAAGGUCACGGCCGAAUGCUACUCCGAAUACCUCCUCCGACCGGAAGACAAGAAGAAUGCGGCCCCUCCCGAUGCUGGCCUGGGCAUGCUCUUUAAAUACCCCGGUGACCCCAAGAAGCUGCGCGACAGAGCGAAGAUGAGGUUAUGGGCCGAAUAUCUUAGGGACAACGGUCGGAACACGACCUUGAUUCGCCAGCCUACGUUUCACAAACUCAUCCGAGUAGGGUUGCCCAACAGGCUAAGAGGCGAGAUGUGGGAGUUGACGUCCGGUUCUAUCUACCUCCGGCUGGAGAGUCCAACUCUCUACGCCGACACCCUAGCCAAGUUUUCCGGCCAGGAGUCGUUGGCAAUUGACGAGAUCGAAAAAGAUCUCAACCGCAGCUUGCCCGAGUAUCCGGGCUUCCAGAGUGAGGAGGGUAUUGGCCGCCUCCGCCGGGUUCUCACCGCCUACAGCUGGGUGAACGCCGACGUCGGCUACUGCCAGGCUAUGAACAUCGUCGUUGCCGCACUCCUCAUUUACAUGUCAGAGGCCCAGGCCUUCUUCCUUCUUUCGGCUUUGUGUGACCGCCUGGUACCCGGGUACUACUCGACAACCAUGUACGGCACGCUGCUCGAUCAAAAGGUGUUUGAAUCUCUGGUGGAGAAGACGAUGCCGAUAUUAUGGGAGCAUCUCGUCAAGAGUGAUGUCCAGCUUUCCGUCGUCUCCCUUCCCUGGUUCUUAUCACUUUACAUCAACUCGAUGCCGCUGGUGUUCGCAUUUCGAGUGCUUGACGUUUUCUUCGUCGAGGGUCCCAAAGUAUUAUUCCAAGUCGGCCUGGCCAUCCUCAGAAUCAACGGGGAGGAGCUGUUGGACGCAACAGACGACGGCGCUUUCAUCUCGGUGCUCAAGUCCUACUUUGCGCGCCUAGACGAGUCUGCGCACCCCAAGUCGGAGAACCCGAAACUCAGGGCCGUUACCAAAUUUCAGGAGCUCAUGGUCGUCGCGUUCAAGGAGUUUUCUGGCAUCACUCACAGCAGCAUUGCAGAACUUCGCCUGAAGAAUAAGGAUGCCGUCCUGAGCAAUAUCGAGAACUUCGCCAAGCGCACAGCCAUCAGGAACCUUGGGCCGGAUAGUAAACUGCUCAGCAACGAUGAACUAGGCGCAUUGUAUGAUCGGUUCUAUACAGUUUUGUACGAGAGGCAACAGCGCGAUCAUAUCAUCAAGCAGGAACAGGCGAGGCGAAACAAAAACAGUCGGUCACGGAUUGCGGAAGCUGCCAGCGAAGGUGAUAGCGUCGAGAAAGGGCGCGUUGGUUUGGGCCCGAGCACUAGCCUCAUGGACUAUGACGCAUUUCGCGAAUUCCUUGCCGGCAUGUGCAAGUGGGCCAUCUCAGAUGCGCCUUCGACACCCCAACGGGACGCAUUUGCGGAAAAGGACAAGGGUUUCUAUGGCAGCUUCAGACGGGCCGAUACGAUGUUGUCGCCGUGGGGAGCCGGCCCAGAGCCAGCGGAGCAUGAAUUCCUCCAGAGGUUGUUCCAAAAGUGGGAUACCGACUCGUCCUCGGCCCUCACCCUGCAGAAAGUUGUGUCCGGCCUCGCAGGCAUCAAGGGGAAGCGUGACAUUAUGGGGGCCAUAAAUUACUUUUUUGAACUCCACGACGAUAACGGCGACGGCAAGGUUGACCGGGAAGGGAUACUGCGCAUGUCGGAAGCUUUACUUUUCCUCUCCCGUCGUGGACUGGAGGGCGCAUUGAGCCCGUCCAAUUCGAGCGUAGCGCUAGGCGGAGAGGGCGCGAAUGGUACCCAGGGCGAUGUCCAACCGGUGAGCGAACGAUUCCUCGGCAGCGUCAGCGCGUUCAUAAGGAGAUGCUUUGAGUACGCCGAUCCGGAUCACCCGAAGAACCAAGAUCAUUCGGUGCGGGAAGUUCGAAAGAAAUCCGAAUCAACACUACUCGACGAGCCGGCGAGCGAAGAGCUAGCAAACCCCGACGCAUUCGCCAUUGGCGAUGACGAUGACGAUGAGGAGGACGAGGAUGAUGAAGAUGACCUCCUCGCGAUGGACUCGCCAACUGGCAGCCCGAAAGCAGCAGCUAAGAAGUUCGGAAACUCGCCACCUACUCUCCAGCUCAACUCGACGGAAUUGACCCCCGGCGCCGACGUCGACACACGCCGCCGCGUCUCCAAAGCUCAAUCCGAAAAGGCCAACAUUGCCCUCGACCCAUCCAACCCCUUACACAUCACCCUCCCCACCUUCCGCAUGGUCGUCCUCGCCGACGAACUCCUCGAGCAAUUCUUCGAAACCUCCUUCCCCGCCUCCUUCCACAUCAUCGAGGGCCUCACCACCACCCCCACAAGCGCGUCAUCCCUAACCACCUUCUCCAGCCUCGGCAUCGGCGCCGGCCGCGCCGUCAACGCGGCGCUCGGCACCGGACAGGGCGCGCCAGGAGGAGGGCCUGCGGGCGGCGCCGGCCGCGGCCUGCGCGGCGUGCUCGACAACAUUGUCACGGACGGCAUGCGCGUCGCGGCCGAGGUCCGCCGCCGCAUGGAGGAGGCCCAGAAGGAGCUCGAGAAGAACGCCCUGCCGGAGUCGCAGCAGCAGCGGGGCGUUGGCGGUGAUGAUGAGGAGGAGGAUGAGGAUGAGGAUGCCGGGUUUGAUCGGGCGUCGACGAAGAGUGGGAAGGGGGGCGCCGCGUACAGAGGGGAUGCGGAGCGUCGGAGUGUGAGGAGCUCAGAUCGGGAUCUGUUGACGGGGGCUGAUGCGGAGGCGAGUGAUGUCGCGUUGGCGGGGGUGGGGGAUGGUGAUGGUGGUGGGGAGGGGGGUGCGGGGAGAGGGGGCGGGUUCGUUCGAGUGCGAAUACCGCUGGAGGAGGAGGAGGAGGGGGAAACAGGGAAGGGUUGUGGGGCGUUGAAUUUGACGGGUAGAAACCGUAGCCCGUUGAAGGCCGGCACUGUUGGAGGUGGGUGUGGCCAGGGAUGGGGGUGA